This is a messenger RNA of Cylicostephanus goldi, 366 nucleotides long. The record is from the annotation of a GenBank genome assembly. NCBI's taxonomy places the organism in Eukaryota, Metazoa, Nematoda, Chromadorea, Rhabditida, Strongylidae.
CUGAACUUUUGGAAAACCGCCAAGAAUCUCAAUGGAUUCUGGGAUGUUAUGGUGGACAAAAAAGUCAGCAAAGAUCUCCUAGGGCUGCUGCAGAAACACGACAUUGCCUAUUUGAAGACUAUUGAAGACGUUCAAAAACUCAUCCAAACGAAGGAGCAUCGGAAACGACCACGGCGAUUGAAAGACGAAUCAUCGGCGCCAUUCUACGACUUUCAUCGCUACGGUUCUUACAGUCAAAUGGUGUCUUGGAUGCGCGCUUUGGCAAGAAACGACCCGCAGCAUGUUCAGUUUAUUUCCAUAGGCACUUCACACGAAGGCAGAUCUAUCGAUGGUCUUGAGGUGAAUUUGUCAGAAAAUAAUUAUUAA